GGAUGCCGUCCCGGUUUUAAUCAUCAUCAUAAGAGCCAAUAGGGUGUGAAGAAGGGCGGAGCACACCAGUCUACGUCUGGCAGCUGCGAAAUAGAAAAUGUUUAUCCCACAGACACAGGCACCUUGCUGCAAAUAGGCAACCAUCACUAUAGCCGAAUUCAAAGAAAGCAGAAUGGAUAUCCACAUGUGCGAUGAAGAACAAAAUUGGAUGCAACACCGGGUUUAAAAAACAUGUAAGAUACGGAGUGGAGUAAUAACCUUUUUGUAAAAUAAAUAUUGAAAUUAAUUCCGGUUUUUCUAUCAAACCAUUGGAAGAGGUUUUGGAACCAUGUAUCAUGUCUUUAAUUUCCCAAUGACUGCGGAGCGCAGUCGCAAUAAGGAGCGCCUGGAGGCCAGUCUGGCCGGACUCGGUGAGCUGGAGCUCAGCAAGCAGAGGCAGGAGUGCCUGGUCCUCCGUGCUCUGGCUCUGGGGGAGCCCAUGCUCGAAAAUUCCACAAGGAACGAGCUAUCGGGUUUCAGCAGCUGGGGGCAAGAAAACUUGACAUUGAGACGUCAGCUGAGGGCGCUCCAGAGCUCCCCCUGGGGGCUAAUGCUGGCACUGGAACAGCAGGUUUGUGAGCUGAGAGUGGACACAGARGAUGUCACCUAUGAGGGGACCCAAGGUGACACGAUGGACAGUCGGCCCAGCUCAGGGUUCUAUGAGUCGAGUGGGGGCCAGUCUCCAAAGGGGCAUUCCUGUCCCUCUGAGUCCCCAGAGCCCCCCUCUGGCUGGGGCUACAGCAGCACUGAGAGGCCCAAGUCUCUGAAAGAUGCCCUCCAACUGACAAGUGAGAGUCUGAUGGAGCCAGCCCCUCGUGCCACUGUGCCCCAAUCCUUCUCUGCCCCCUACCCACCCCUGGAGGGCAUCGCUGAGGAGGUGACGGCUGAGGAGCCCUGGCAGUGGGACCCACACUCUGCCCAGGGUUGGGAGGACCAGGCCACUGAGGAGGAUUUCCAGCAGGCUCUGAGGGUAGAAGGCUACAUCCUGGGUCUCAUCCAUCGCUACGCGUUCUCACCCCGGCCCUGCAUGCCUCGUACCAGUCUGGGGCCUGACCCCUCCAUCUCCUCCUCAUCCAGCAUUAACAGGCAGAGCAGCCUGCAAAGGAAACCCCCUCUUCACACCCCUGAGCACUGCAUCCCUGACCCACAGGACCUCUACCCUGACCGUGAGUGCCAGGCCUGGGGGUGUGACCCUCUAGACAGGGAGGUGUGGGGGGGGGGGGGCCCAUCCAUGGAGGAGGACUGUUAUCUGUCUUUACCCUACCCUCACUCCAGACCUCACUCCCUGGCCGGGGGGCAUCCAUCCUCCCUGGACCCCCCUUGUGGAGCUAAGGACCCUUGUUUAAGUAGUGAGUCUGAUUCCCCCCAGCACUACCCACUGCCCCACUCCCCAGCUUCACAUAAACACCUUGUCAGAGCACAGUACAUUCCUGGGCAGGCAUGCCACGCCCCUGUACUAUCCUCACACUAUCCUCCAGAACACUCCCCCUCACAUUAUCCUCCAGAGCCCUCCAAGCCCAGCCAAACAUUUGUGUUCCCAGACCAAAGCAGCUCAAAGACCAGGGCCACGGGGAAGAAGAGUCGUGAGGAGGGACAGAGCUCCAAGAAGCCUGACCACAGGACCUGCCGCUCCCAGUCUGAGAACAGUUUGAUGGGGGAGAGGGCUUUCCCUAAGCACAGGUACAGCACAGCCGAGCGCCCCCAGCACCAGAGGUGCCAGGGUCCACACACAGGCCCCCAGCACAGCAACACCGCUGGGGGGCAACGCUGGUGCUCCACCCUGGAGCUCAGCCAGGAGGAAGGGGAGACCCAGGGUGAGCAGGCCCACAGAUGCCCACCUCGUAGGGCCCGCUACACCCAGGCCUGCUCUCAUGCAAACCCCAACCACCACUCUCAGGUCCAUGCCCAGCCUCGCCUCUCAGAGUACCCGGAGAGAGCACCUCUGUGUCGGGGAGAGGAGGGCCAUGUGCAGGCUGCCCCUGGGGAGUCAGAGUUCAGCAUGAGUGAGGUGUACUCCCCUGCCUCCAGCUCCCUCUCUAGUGACUCCGAUGAGGGGGGGCUGGUGUGGCCCCAGCAGCUGCCCRCUCGUCUGGCCCCCUCCUCUUCCUCCUCCCCUCAGGCCUCCUCAAAGGUCUCCUCGCAGCCCAAGGCCUUUGUUAAAAUCAUAGCCUCUCAUGCCCUAAAGAAGAAGAUUCUGCGAUUCCGCGCCGGCUCUCUCAAAGUCAUGACAACAGUCUGAAAAUAUGUCUAUCACCGAUUGUUUCUACUGCCCAUAUCCUGCACAGUCUGAUGGUUCAACCUACAUCACCUACAGUUCACACCCUCUGUCUACCUAUGCUGGUCCGUGCAGCAUUGUCAUAAAAUCAAAAGCUAUUUUACCUUCAGGAAAAACUCAGAUGUCUGUAACUGGCCUAAGAUCAGUAUCAUGAUAUCAUCUAGCUAAACCACAUUUCACCAUCAGACUGUGCAUUAACUCUGCAUUAACCAUUCAUUUGUUUAAUGAAAGUCAUCCUCUGAUGGUGACACUGCCAUGUCACAUAUGGACACCUGAAAGUGAACCACUACCUCUCUUCUCUCAGCUGCACCACCUUGCAGCCUGGACCUGAAGCCCAUGUCUGUAGCACUGGCCCUGUAGGUGACUGUAGUGAGGGGUCAGCACACCCAUUUCUGUAAAUACCUGCCUGUGGCCUUGUUUGUAUGAAUGUAGUUUGUAAAUAAAGAUGUUGUGGUCUUUUAGGCCAUGUGAUUCAUUUGA
Molecule: messenger RNA, 2794 nt
Organism: Salvelinus sp. IW2-2015
Lineage: Eukaryota; Metazoa; Chordata; Actinopteri; Salmoniformes; Salmonidae
Product: dapper homolog 3-like
Biological process (GO): negative regulation of canonical Wnt signaling pathway
Cellular component (GO): cytoplasm
Source: RefSeq, a predicted model, not a curated record